Molecule: messenger RNA, 1287 nt
Organism: Rosa rugosa (rugosa rose)
Lineage: Eukaryota; Viridiplantae; Streptophyta; Magnoliopsida; Rosales; Rosaceae
Product: cyclin-dependent kinase inhibitor 4-like
Exons: 3
Coding region: 144-818 (224 amino acids)
Biological process (GO): negative regulation of cyclin-dependent protein serine/threonine kinase activity
Cellular component (GO): nucleus
Molecular function (GO): cyclin-dependent protein serine/threonine kinase inhibitor activity
Source: RefSeq, a predicted model, not a curated record
CACUUUCUUCAUUCUCCUUCCUAAUUUUUGCAAUUUUCAAUUCUCUCUCUCUGUUUCUCUCCGGAUUCGAUGAGACGCAGCAGCACAGCAGAAGAGGAGCUUAACCAGAAAUAACGACUAGAGGGAGGGAAGAAGAAAGAGCAAUGGGCAAGUACAUGAGGAAGACGAAAGCCACUGGUGACGUGGCAGUGAUGGAAGUCUCGCAGGCCGCCUCUCUCGGGGUUCGCACCCGAGCCAAAACCCUAGCUCUCCAGCGCUCCACCACCUCCUCCGCCUCCUAUCUCCAGCUCCGCAGCCGCCGCCUCCAGAAGCACCCGCCGAUUCUCCCGCCUCGAGAGCCCCGCAGGCAGAAGCACCACCACCACCACCACACUCCCAAACAGCCAACGCCGGAAAACCCUAACCCACCCGCCGACGACGGCUCGCCGGAACAGGAGGAGUCGCCGGAAGAGGAGCAGAAUAAUAAUGGCGAAAAUGGUGAUUUCGGUGAUGCUGAAGAAGCUUCGUUCGGAGAGAAUGUGCCCGAGUUUGAAGGUAGAGAGAGAACCACAAGGGAAUCUACACCUUGCAGCUUGAUAAGGGAUCCAGACACCAUCAGAACCCCUGGUUCUACUACUAGGCCUACUAAUUCAGCUGAUGCUAACCGGAGAAUACAGAACUCAUCACAGAGACACAUACCAACAGCACAUGACAUGGAUGAGUUCUUUGCUGGUGCUGAAGAAGAGCAGCAGAAGCAAUUCAUUGACAAAUACAACUUUGACCCUGUGAAUGAUAAGCCGCUACCAGGACGUUAUGAAUGGGAGAAAUUGGAUCCUUAGAAGACACACUAGCACUCUGUGAGGGCUUCCUUUCCUCCCCAUUCUGGGUUGAUCUUGGGCUUAGGAUAUCUAAACUAGCAGGUUUUAGUUUUAGUAGUUGUGGUGAUGGUGCUAUUUCUAUUUUCCAUUGCCCUUCUUUUACUUGUAAAGAAGUAGGACUGGCUAAGAUGUGUAGACUAAUGGUCUGUAACAUAACAUAUGUUAUGAGUACACAACAGAUACAAAUCAAAGUCCUUUGUCUAACAGAUCAUGUGAGGAAGGGAAUUAAAGAGGGUUCGGGAUGUAGUAGGGUUUAGGGUUUAGGGUUAGGCUGAGUCGAUUAGGUGGUCAAUCUAUGUGGUACAGAAAAUUACUUAGAUUGGCCCUCUUUUUCUCUUGCACUGUACUUUCUUCCUCCCUUCUUUGUCUAUACUUGUACUGAUGCAACUUUAGUGAAACUCCUGGAAUAAAUAUGACCCUUUUUCCCUCA